GAGCUUCGGGGUGAUAAUUAUUCAUGGGCUCCUGCCUCUUGUUCUUUCUCUCGCUCGGUCCCACGCUGCAGACUCAGUGCCUUAUUCAGUCUUCUCUCGCGCUCGCUGCUGCUGUCGCGGACCCCUCGCCUUCGCCGCCGCUCCGCGUCUGCACCUCCCUGCAAUGGCUAAGACAGCGAUGGCCUACAAGGAGAAAAUGAAGGAGCUGUCCAUGCUCUCGCUCAUCUGCUCCUGCUUCUACCCCGAGCCCCGCAACAUCAGCAUCUACACUUACGAUGACAUGGAAGUGAAGCAGAUCAACAAACGUGCCUCCGGCCAGGCUUUCGAGCUGAUCUUAAAGCCACCGUCUCCCAUCUCAGAAGCCCCUCGAACUUUAGCUUCUCCCAAGAAGAAAGACCUGUCCCUGGAGGAGAUCCAGAAGAAACUGGAGGCCGCCGAGGAGAGAAGAAAGUCUCAGGAGGCCCAGGUGCUGAAACAGCUGGCGGAGAAGCGGGAGCAUGAGCGGGAAGUCCUGCAGAAGGCGCUGGAGGAAAACAACAACUUCAGCAAAAUGGCCGAGGAAAAGCUGAUCCUGAAGAUGGAACAGAUUAAGGAAAACCGUGAGGCUAAUCUAGCUGCUAUCAUUGAACGUCUGCAGGAAAAGGAGAGGCACGCUGCGGAGGUGCGCAGGAACAAGGAGCUGCAGGUGGAACUGUCCGGCUGAGGCGACGGAGGGUAUGGUGCGCCCCGCGGCUAGGAAGUCCCCCUGCCUAUAGCAUAAGGGAUCAUGCGAUAUCAGUAUGAGAAAUGUGUGACAUGGUUUAAGAAGAACUCACUAUUUAAAAAACACACAGAAACAGAAUCAAAAAUAAAAGAAAUUAAUGCGGUCUCUUUGCAGAAUGUUUUGCUUGAUGUUUAAAAAAAAAUACCUUGGUUCUUAUUUUGUAAAUACUUACAUUUUUGUUAAAAAAUACAAGUAUUGCAUUAUGCAAGUUAUUUCAUAACCUUACAUGUCCUGUAACAGGCUUUUGACGUUGUGUCUUUCCACGCAAAUGAAAUCGCUGGGUCUGUUCCUUCCGAAGCUCCCCACGUCUGACUCCCUUCCUUGCCUUUCUCAUUCCAACAGAAAAACGAGGUCAGUAGACAGUCUAUGGUGCUAGAGAUCCACCAUUGCCUAAUGACCUAGACAGCGCUGUCAUCCCUGAACUUGACCGAGCCCAUCCCUAGACCACAGGUGUUAUGACUCCACACCUAACUCUACAUUUGUUCAUUCAUCACCUACUUACUGCCUAGAAAUGGCAAAACCAGGCUAAGAAUACCCACCAAUCGUAGCAUUGACAUUCGCUUCUACUGGAUUGUGUGCUCCCGAUGUGCUUCGGUUUUAGAAAGGGAUGGAUGAGAAGACAGGCCUGAGAUUAAUCUGGGUGGAAGCAAAAAAAGGGACCCUUUAAAGUGCUGUUUUAAACGGCUCCAGCAGCCGCGAAAUCGCUCUUCGUGAAGUGGGCUUAGUUCUCUCCUUUAAGUUCUGUUGAUGGAAUGAAUUAAUUAACGUGUCAGGUGGCUUAUUUGUGGAUGCCAUGAUGGACGAUGUUCAUUUUAAGCUCUUACCUAUAGAACAAGUACAUGAUGCUACUGAAUAGUUUUCACUUGGAAACUGUGAGCUGGUCAUUGCGUUGAAAUACACACACACACACACACACACACACAAAGUCAGAAACACUGCGGACUUUCACACAAGCUGGUCUUUCUUCCCCAGUGUGAGGCAAUCCUGCCGAUUAAAAAAAUAUAUAUCACUCCAUCUGCGAGGGCUGACACAGUGAAGGGGGUAGGCAGGGCACUGUGCCAACUAAGAAUCACCAGACAUCCACGUCAGGACCUAUCACAGUUUUGAAGUCGUUUCUCCCCACCUCCCAACUCCCCAAGGUUGCUGCCUGCAUAUUUACUCUUCAUUAGUGCUCUUUCCUGUAUGUCAUUGUGAGCAAGCUGUGAUGAAUAAAGAAUUGGAGUUCUGUGAACUAA
Molecule: messenger RNA, 1998 nt
Organism: Myotis myotis
Lineage: Eukaryota; Metazoa; Chordata; Mammalia; Chiroptera; Vespertilionidae
Gene: STMN2
Product: stathmin 2
Exons: 5
Coding region: 164-703 (179 amino acids)
Biological process (GO): microtubule depolymerization; neuron projection development; regulation of microtubule polymerization or depolymerization
Cellular component (GO): cytoplasm; growth cone; neuron projection
Molecular function (GO): tubulin binding
Source: RefSeq, a predicted model, not a curated record